Cutaneotrichosporon oleaginosum is the source of this 1206-nucleotide messenger RNA. RefSeq lists its product as uncharacterized. The record is from RefSeq and is a predicted model, not a curated record. NCBI's taxonomy places the organism in Eukaryota, Fungi, Basidiomycota, Tremellomycetes, Trichosporonales, Trichosporonaceae.
CUCUAAUCCCGCAACGCGCACAACGUCGCUAACCACCAUGACGAGGAAUGACGAGGCUGACUGAUGUCCGUGGUAAGCACGCAGGACAGAGUACAACAGCGGCCUCGUCGUGCAAGAUGGCAUGCAAGGCUAGCUGGUCACAUGUCGUUCUGAGCGGUAUAAAUAACAGGAGCACGAUGUUCUCAACCCAUCAACAGACAAGCUCUCCUCGACAGUCCUCCUCCAGCAGGCCACCAACCUUGUUAACGAUCAACAAUCAAAGAUCAACAACCAGCGCAACAUGACGAACGCUAGCACCACCGUCGGCCUCAUCGGCGCCUCUGGCCUUCUCGGCUCGGCCCUCUUCUCGGCCCUCUCCUCCCAGGACAACAUCAAGCUCGUGGUCCUCCACCGCCCGACCUCCAAGCUCGACGUCGGCAAGACCGAGACCCGCGUGCUGGACCUCGCCGGCUCCGAGUCGGACAUCCACAAGGCUCUCAAGGGCAUUGACGUCCUCGUCAACGCGACCGGCAAGACUGAUGUCGCUACUGAACUCGCCUUCGUCGGCCACCUCGCCACUCUUCCCACCCCGCUUCGCGCGUACCUCCCCUCGGACUUCUCGCUCAACUACACGCCCGAGGAGAGCGAGGGUGUGCCCCUCAUCGAGGCCAAGGAAGCGAUCAAUGCUCGCGCGAUCGAGCUUGGCCUCCCCCUCACCACCGUGCACAAUGGUAUCUUCGAGCCCUUCCUCCUCACUCCCUUCUCCGGCAUCGACCUCAAGACCGGCACGCUUUCGCUGUACCCCGGUGCCGAGAACAAGCCUAUCUCCAUCACCUCGCCCGGGUACAUCGGCGCUGCUGUCGCCGAGAUCGUCCAGCUCCCCAAGUUGGACAAGACGUACACGGUCGUCGAGUACGCCGCGACUGGCAAGGAGAUCGCCGCCGCCCUUGAGGAGGCGGGCAAGAAGGUCACCAUCGAGAAGUGGGGCGACGAGGGUGCUGCCGCGGCAAAGGCCUCAGGACCGUUUGGAGCGCUCUCGGCCGCCGUCCGGGUCAAGUGGGGCAAGGGCGAGUGGCCCGAGGACGACGCCUACGUCCCCAAGGCGAAGAAGCGCGACAUCAAGCUCGCUGUCCAGGACGCGCUCAAGGCCUAACAGUAAUCCUAGUAACUGUAGCAAUUUAAGUGUUCUUAAGUAGGCAGGAAUGCCAUGUUACUUUGAAUUUAGUA